AUGAAUCCCGUCAACACGAAACCCUACCAGCUCCCAGCUGACGCCACCUGGGUUGUUACCGCGUGCUCGACUGGCAUCGGCCGUGCUAUGGCGACUCAUGUCGCCUCCGUGCCAGGUCAGCGUUUGAUCGCAACUGCUAGAGAUAUAGCUAGUCUUUCGUACCUCGGUGACGAUAACCCGGCCAUCCUAAAGCUUGCUCUGGAUGUUACGCAACCAUCGGCGGUCGAUGCAGCCUUCGAGGCGACCGCCGCGCACUUUGGAGACAGUUACUACAUCGAUGUCGUGGUGAACAAUGCAGGCUAUUCGCUUUCGGGCGAUACUGAAUCCGUCACAGAGCAUGAGAUGCACGACGAAUUUGAAGUUAACUUCUUUGGUACCGUCCGUGUCGCCUUGAAAGCCGUUGAGGUGAUGCGUCAAUCUGAGUCUCGCCGCGGCGGCCUGAUUUUCAAUAUUUCAUCGCUGGCGGGCAUUUGCGCCUUCCCCGGCCGUGCGUUCUACCACGCCAGCAAGCACGCCGUCGAAGGAUGGAGUGAGUCUGUCGCUCGCGAGAUGCAUCCGGACUGGAACAUUCACUUUUGUAUCGUCGAACCCAGUGCCGUUAACACGAAUUUCGAAACCUCCAGCAAGAAACACAUCGAGCCCCAUCCAGCAUAUUCGGCCGAUGAUAUGCCCGCCCGACAGCUUGAGAUGUUCGUGAAGAAGGGGCUCGCGUCCGGCGUCGGCUUUGAGCCCAGUGCUGUUGCCAAUGUCCUGUACAAGGUGGCCAGUCGAAAUGAAAAUGUUCCACUGCGUUUGCCUCUCAGCGUCACGGCUAUGAAGCUCAUCACGGCGAAGUUGCAGGGACAGCUUCGGGAUCUUGAGACCCACGGCGCGCGCUGA
Molecule: messenger RNA, 879 nt
Organism: Penicillium egyptiacum
Lineage: Eukaryota; Fungi; Ascomycota; Eurotiomycetes; Eurotiales; Aspergillaceae
Source: the annotation of a GenBank genome assembly